UCCGCUUCGACUUCUGCUUCCCCCACAUUUUCAAGAUUCUACCCUGCCAAAUCCAUCAGACUACCCAUUUCUCAUUGCUCCGUUGAAGUUCUCUGGGUCAUUAUGAGAACCACCAGUCUUCUUCUUGGGCUUCUUCUGGGUCUUGCUGGUACAUCAAAGGCAGAUGUCAAUCUAACAGUUGAUUUGAACUACGCCAAGUACGAGGGCGUCAAGGAGGAGGGUGGUGUUAGCCAUUGGCUCGGAAUCAGAUAUGCUGCCCCGCCUAUUGGAGAGUUGAGGUUUCGAGCUCCUCGACCACCUACUACAAACCAAACACUUCAGAAAGCAGACACUUAUGGACAUGUAUGCUACUCUAGCCCGUCAACAUCUCUAAAUCCUGCACUCGAUGAAGACUGUCUGUUUCUUGACGUCUAUGCGCCUACAAACUCUUCAAGUUCCCUGCCUGUUUUUGUCUGGUUUCCCGGCGGAGGAUUUAACAGCUUGUCGGAUCCAGAUACAAGCGCCUCACCUCUUAUCGAAGCUGGUGACUUUGGCUUUGUCGUCGUCACCAUCACCUAUCGCGUCGGUCCUUGGGGCUUCCUAGCUAGCCGUGAGGUAAAGGACAACGGCGAUCUUAAUGUGGGGCUCUUGGACCAGAGACGAGCGUUGCAUUGGGUACAGAGGCACAUACAUCUGUUUGGAGGUGACCCCAACCAUGUCACAAUCGGAGGAGCAUCAGCAGGAGCUGCAUCCGUGGACCUUCAUUUGAGUGCCUAUGGUGGCCGUGAUGAUGGCCUAUUCCAUGCCGCCGCCGCAGAAAGCCAGUCGUUCGGAGCACAGUUAACUGUCGAAGAGUCCCAAUAUCAGUACGAUGCCUUGGUCAAGAGAGUAGGGUGUGGUAACGCCACAGACAGCCUGCGCUGCCUCCGCAACGUCGAUAUUCAAACUCUAACGGAAAACAACCCCAAUAUUCCCACUCCUGGAUCAGCCGGCGGAGCCCCAAAUUUCAUGUGGUCGAACGUGAUCGACGGAAACUUCACCCCAGAUUAUACAUACAAGCUAUUCGCCGAAGGCAAGUUCGUCAAAGUGCCCGUCAUUUUCGGCGACGACACGAACGAAGGAACGGUCUUUACCCCCAAGAACAUAUCCGACUACACAUCCAUGAACAACUUCCUGCGCAACAACUUUGUGAAUCUCAACUCGACGCACCUCGACAAGAUCGACAGCCUAUACACCGAAGCGGGCCAAUACCCCGGCGCCGGUGCGUAUUGGCGAACAGCAGCCAACGCCUACGGCGAGAUGCGCUACAACUGCCCUGGGAUAAACCUGAGUGCCACGUUCGACCAAGCCGGCAUACCCAGCUACAACUACCACUGGGACUACCUGACGUCGCAGAACGGGGAGACCGGAAUCGGGGUGCAGCACACGGCGGAAUUCGGCUCCAUCUGGCAGCAGUCGGACCAUCCGCUUUCGGUUAUCAUCGCGAGCUACUGGGCCAGUUUCAUACGGAGCAAGGAUCCGAAUACGUAUAAGCUGGAGAGCGCGCCGACAUGGGAGACGUUCGGUGCGGGUAUGCAGAGGGUUCAUUUCCCCAAUGAUAGCAGUCCGGUGGCGAUGGAAAAUGUGCCGGAUGAUCAGAAAGAGAGAUGUGAAUAUCUGAGUAGUAUCGCUGUGGACCUCAGCCAGUAG
Messenger RNA from Lachnellula hyalina, 1668 nucleotides. RefSeq names its product Cholinesterase (gene BCHE). Lineage: Eukaryota; Fungi; Ascomycota; Leotiomycetes; Helotiales; Lachnaceae. The record is from RefSeq and is a predicted model, not a curated record. The transcript is spliced from 3 exons. The annotation marks the transcript as partial.